AUGUCUGUGCGCGCUCUAUGUCUGUGCGCGCUCUAUGGUUGUGCGCGCUCUAUGGUUGUGCGCGCUCUAUGGUUGUGCGCGCUCUAUGGUUGUGCGCGCUCUAUUGUUGUGCGCGCUCUAUGGUUGUGCGCGCUCUAUGUCUGUGCGCGCUCUAUGGUUGUGCGCGCUCUAUGGUUGUGCGCGCUCUAUGGUUGUGCGCGCUCUAUGGCUGUGCGCGCUCUAUGGUUGUGCGCGCUCUAUGGUUGUGCGCGCUCUAUGGUUGUGCGCGCUCUAUGGUUGUGCGCGCUCUAUGGCUGUGCGCGCUCUAUGGUUGUGCGCGCUCUAUGGUUGUGCGCGCUCUAUGGUUGCGAUCGCGGGUCUUGA
Knipowitschia caucasica is the source of this 363-nucleotide messenger RNA. The record is from the annotation of a GenBank genome assembly. Lineage: Eukaryota; Metazoa; Chordata; Actinopteri; Gobiiformes; Gobiidae.